Molecule: messenger RNA, 1304 nt
Organism: Cheilinus undulatus (humphead wrasse)
Lineage: Eukaryota; Metazoa; Chordata; Actinopteri; Labriformes; Labridae
Product: peptidyl-prolyl cis-trans isomerase FKBP1A-like
Exons: 5
Coding region: 87-416 (109 amino acids)
Molecular function (GO): peptidyl-prolyl cis-trans isomerase activity
Source: RefSeq, a predicted model, not a curated record
CCCACUCUCGUCAGCAGGCCGCCCCUGCCUCCUCCAGCUUCCGCUCAGAUUGUCGGGUGGUCGAGAGGGUAUCCAAGAGCGACAAAAUGGGAGUAGAAAUUGAGACCAUAACUCCCGGCGAUGGACGGACAUUCCCAAAGAAGGGGCAGUGUGUCGUGGUGCACUAUGUCGGCACACUGGCAGAUGGAAAAGUGUUUGACUCUUCGAGGUCCCGAGGAAGGCCCUUUAAAUUUAAGAUCGGAAAACAAGAGGUUAUUCGCGGCUGGGAGGAAGGAGUAGCCCAGAUGAGUGUAGGCCAGCGAGCGAAGCUGGUUUGCUCACCAGACUACGCCUAUGGCUGCAAAGGGCACCCAGGGAUCAUCCCACCCAAUGCCACCCUCACCUUUGAUGUGGAGCUGCUAAGCCUGGAAGUCUGAAACUUGUGCACUCAACUUUGUUUAAAUUCCACUCAGAUUUCAGGGUCGACUCCUAUCUCGGGAACAUGGAGGAAAAUGUUAACAGAAGAUUCCUGCUCUUGAUCCCCGCAUAGGACCUAUGUCUAUAGCUUCACUAGAUCACUCUCCUUUCCAUUUAGAUACAAAUUGUGUUACAUCACUUGCUUUAAAACUUUAUCCUUCAUGCUAUGCUUUAGAUUCCAUACUGUAAUAAGUCAUAGGCCAUUCCAUGUAUUUUGUCAUAUUCUGCUUUGUGUUUUUUAUGGUGAUGUUUUUUUUUUUUAUUUGACUUAAAAUUGACAAAACGUGUCAGCCAUCAGGACCAGGUUUUCGAUAAGCGUCAUGAAUAUUUAAUCAAACUCAUUCCUGUGGCUCUGUGGCCUUUACUCUAAAACUGUUUUGAAUUGCGGGUAAUGAAUUCUCUUAAAUCAACGUAAGAAUAAAGUGUUUGACACAGUGAUAUUUCUAUGAAACACCUUUUGUGAUACGUGUCAUUUGGCUAAAAUAGAAAUAUGGACUAGUUUGUAACCAGGGAUUCAUGUAUCAAGCACAUUAUUGCCAUGAACAGCCUACAGUCUUUGCAGAAUAAGAGUUUUGUUUGUCUUUGCUGCAGCAUCGAUUAUUUAUACAAAUAAACAACUGUUGCUGAAAUGUUCCCAACUUGACAUUUUAACUGUUUGCUUUGAAGAUAUUUAAGGGUAAACUUGUUUUCCAACCAAAAUAAGAUGUGGGGAAAAUAGUGAUAGAAAGUUCCCCAAAAAGAUUUGUAGGCACAUCAUGGGUUCAUGAUCUUAAUUUCAAGGAGACAUGUGUUAAAAGCUUGUAAAAGGUCUGUUCCUUACUCAAAAAGCAUUAAAAGAGUAAUUUUAA